AUGACUCCUCAGUUUUCAUUACAAGCAGAUCCCUUUGAAAUUGAUCGAGAGUUGACGUUAGAUUACAUUGAAAGGUUCUUCACUUUCGUGGACAAGCAAAUUUCUUUAGCGAUACCUAAGGCUUCGUUUGUGCCAUGGGUGAGAAACUGUAAGCAUAAGUCCCUGUCGGACCAGAUGAUGAUUUACGCAGUCAUGGCGGUUGGCUCGGUUUUUGUGGAAGAUUCGACCCCACAUACUUGGACCUCUGUUUUGUCAGAAAACGUGCAAGAAGGAAUAAACCAGUGUGGUGGCAUCCUCACGUUUCAAUUGGCGGCAACAUAUCUCCUAUCAACGUUGUUGGCCAUCUCACGAGGGGAGUAUAAGCGAGCAUGGAAUUCCUCUGGUUCGACAAUACGCACGAUUCUUGGCCUGCAGUUUAAUACGGAAGCAGGCAUUUCUGCUGCAUCAAGAAGUGGAGCAUGGGAAUCUCUCUUCGAGAUCACCACCCUUGUUGAUUCACCGUUGUCCGACUAUGACUUAUGCUUGCCACGUAUUGGAAACCCUUUCCAGUCAAGAGAAGCGAUCGACCUAGAAUCACUCAGACCGUUGGAGACAGCAGAAUGCAAUCCAGGACCUGCGGACCGAUCUGGAGAUCUGGAAACUUUCGGUCAUCUGAUACAGAUAGCAGCAAUGUUUCAUGAAGUCGUUAAGUUUUCUUACCACCAGCAAUACCACCGAACUUCAGCAGAUGUCAAGACAUUUCUGUCGUUCUACGGCGAAAUUGAAACACGCUUGAACAUCUGGAAGAAGUCUUUGCACAAGGCUCCAAAUCAGAGUGGAAAGAAGUUGUGCUUUUUCAAUUUACAAAUAUUAUACCACUACGCGAAUCUACACUUGCACCGCUAUGUUUGUCAUGCAGCAUUGGAUCCUGUGGCCAACGCAGGACAUGUUAGAGCCGCAUACUCAAACGCUCACCAAAUACUAGAACUCGUGCAGUAUCUUAACAGCGAUGAGAAAACGAAAAACUCACUUACUGACUUAAAGAUCACAAGCCCCUGUAUCGAAUAUGCAAUCACAACGGGCCUGGACGUCCUCACCGCAGCCGGGAAGGUUUCGGACUUGAUCAACUCUGGGAAAAUCAUGUCGGUGAUCGCAAGCGGUCUCGAAGUUCUUGACGACCUGGCCAGGUUCUCAUAUAGUGCUCAGCGACAAAGGGACUUAGUAAAGCGCCGGCUGACGACGAUGCUAAAGGUGAUGACACGAAGAUCGUGGGACCGGCGAAGGGCGUUUUAUUUCAAGAAUCCAAUACUGUUGCGGUACGGCAUGGAUCAGGAUAUUGUAUAUGGUAUUACGAGACUGGAGUACAUCCAAGCUAUGGAUCUACAGGAUGGUAUUACUGCGGACGACUUCUUCGAGUUGAUGGAAGAUGCAUAG
Molecule: messenger RNA, 1413 nt
Organism: Exophiala aquamarina CBS 119918
Lineage: Eukaryota; Fungi; Ascomycota; Eurotiomycetes; Chaetothyriales; Herpotrichiellaceae
Exons: 2
Coding region: 1-1413 (470 amino acids)
Cellular component (GO): nucleus
Source: RefSeq, a predicted model, not a curated record